Molecule: messenger RNA, 6433 nt
Organism: Peromyscus californicus insignis
Lineage: Eukaryota; Metazoa; Chordata; Mammalia; Rodentia; Cricetidae
Gene: Efcab9
Product: EF-hand calcium binding domain 9
Exons: 4
Coding region: 76-726 (216 amino acids)
Biological process (GO): flagellated sperm motility; sperm capacitation
Cellular component (GO): cytoplasm; sperm principal piece
Molecular function (GO): calcium ion sensor activity
Source: RefSeq, a predicted model, not a curated record
CCAACAUUCUAGUUCUGAGGCCGAAUUCUCCAUUCCGUGUCGGGUUGCCAGAACCUCCGGCUGAGAGCUGCUGAGAUGAAAUUGAAGCCAGGGUCUUUUCUGUGGUACCUUUACCUGGACAAAAUCUACUGUUUGUUGUCUUUGAGAAAUGUGAAGGCCUUGAUGGAGUAUUUUCACCUUCUGGACGCACACCGAAGGAACACCUUAAAUGAUGUGCUGUUCUUUCAUUUUCUCCACCACGUGACUAACAUGAAAAUCACACAGAUCAAGAUGAUAUUUGACAUGCUGGACUGGACGGCUGUAGGAGAGAUUGGUUUUGACCAGUUCUAUGUGUUGGUUUGCAUACUGCUGUCGCAUCAGAACCAUCUGGAAGAUCAGUUUAUGUACCGCCAUUCCCGGCCGGUUUUUGACCUGCUCGACUUGGAUGGGGAGUUGAAAAUAGAUGCAUCCAAUUUCGAAAUGUACAGAUUUCUCUUCAAUAUUAAAAAGCAGGAACUCCGAGACCUUUUCCAUGACUUUGACAUCACAGGUGACCGACUGCUUAAUUACAAGGAAUUUAAGUUGUACACAAUCUUCUGCACUGACAAAUCCACAGACAGGAAGAAAAGGAGGAAAGAAAGAGAGGAAGAGAGAGCGAGAGAAAAGGGGAAAGAUAAAGAGAGGUAUCAUCAUCUAAAGAAGAUAUAUUCGACUGGGAUGAGCCAGAGGAGUCGGAGUAUCCUUUGAUACCAAAGUGAGCAUGACAAUUAAAAUUAACAUGGCCACAAUGAAGCAGAGCACCAAAGUACAUAUCUUUAUUUUGUGUAUGUCUGUCUGUAUUGUUCAUUUAUUUACUUAUUUAUUCAUCGAGACAGGGUCUCACAGUGUAGCCCUGGCUGGCCUGGAACUGGCUAUGUAGACCAGACUGGCCUCAAACUCAAGAGACCUGUCUCCUGAGUGCUAGGAUUAAAGGCUUGCACCAUUCAUACCCAGUGUCUUUUAAUCUUUUUGAAACAGGGGCUCAUGUAACUCAGGCUCGCCUCAAAUUUACUAUACAGUUGAAGAUGACCCUGGGCUCCUAAUCCUCCUACCUCCCUCUCCCAAGUGCCGGGAUUACAAGGUAUGUGCUUCUGUGCCCAGUUAUCAAAAUGGGUUUCUAUACCUGAGCUACACUGUCCCCAAGCGGCCAUUCUGUUCAUGUGGUCCAGUUUUGCUUCUGCCUUUUAGCAGGCCAUGCUCACAGAUACCUGAUGACCUAUGGAGCCCAGCAGUUGAUGGAAGUGACCCUUUCCCACUCUUUGCCGAUGGUCCAAUGCUCUUGGGAUUCUUUCUAGGCUAAGCCCAAUUGGAUGCCAGAUUCUUGUGGGCCAGUGGUGACAAGGCAGGCUGACUUUUAAGGAUAUGGAGCUAGUCUUUUUUUCCUUUGAGACUAACUGUUGCCCAGGCUGAGCUCCAACAUGUGGGAUGGAAUGAUUCUCCUGCCUCAGGCUUGGGUUAACUGGGACUGCAGGAGUAUGUCACUGUCCCAGCUCAGGCUGUGUAUUCCUUAGAGUUCAAUUAUUCCAACAUGUGAAGUGCUUAGAAAACAGAAUAAAACUUACUUGGGCAAAAUAUUAUCAUAUGCCCGUUUCAUUUAAACUUUUCAUGAACCAGGCAAGGCCGCACAUACUUUAAUUCCCAGCACUUGGGACACAGAGGCAGGAGGAUCUCUGUGAAUAUGAAGUCAGUCUCAUCUACAUAGUGAGUUCCAGGACAGCCAGGGCUAUGUAGAGACCAUGUAGAGAGAUCAAAACCUUGAGUGAUUUAAAAAUUCUUUGGCAUGAGAUUUGUGAGCAACGCAGCCUCCACCCCCUCACCCCCCGCCCCCGGGACUGUACCAUCAUUGUAGCAACUGUGACAGGGCCCCAGACCUUAGAUGGAAGUAGCAUUCAGACCAUAAAACUCACCAUGUAGACAUCACCACCUGCCAAAAUGAAAACAAAGAGCUAAUCCAUCAAAGUCCAUAGUUCUGCAAAGUCUCUAAAUGUACUAACCUUGCUUUGUGGCUUUUGCAAUUCUGCUUCUGGCUGUUUUUGUUAACUGAAGUAUGUCAACCCAGAGUACGGUUUUUGUGCUUAAGAGCUCUCCCUGAGAAAGGCUCGGGACUGCCCUGGGAUGCAGAACACUCGGUCUAGUCACUGGCUGGCUAAUAAAGACUUUCUAUUGGCUUAAAUCAUGUCCGGGCAAUCUUUAUCACAAGCAUGUGCUUGGUGCAAGUGAGUUAGUGAUUUAAGACACAGAACUUAGGCCUUCAAACCUGUCAACUAGGUGGGGCUAUUUUGUUUACAAAAGGGGAAACCGAGUCCCAGAGAGAUUUAGAAACUUAAUCAAACACGUCUCACAGGAAGUAGGACCAGGAAGCUGGUACUCACAGUCUGGGGUCCAAGCUGACUGGACUUUUGGCAGAUUUUUUUCACUUACUUUUAUUUUAUUGGCUGUAGGUAUGUCUGUGUGAGGGUGUUGGAUCCUGGAGUUAGAGUUGUGAGCUGCCAUGUGGUUGCUGGGAAUUGAACCCAGGUCUCCUAGAAGAGCAGCCAGUGCUCUUAACCGCUGAGUCAUCUCUCUAGCCCAGGCAGAUUGUUUUUGUUUGUGUGUUUGGUGAGGUGGUUUUGUUGAGACAGGGUCCCUCUCUGUAGCCCAGGCUGACCUCCAACCUGUGAUGUUCUUGUCUCGGCACCUAUGUGCUAGAUGCUGAGGUUCGGCAUGCUCUACCAGGCCAGACGUCUCUUUAAAUUCUAAGCUAACAAAUUCAGUUGGCUCAGAAAGCCCUCGUUUAAUGUUUAUUACUGUAUCUCUCACUCUAAGUUUCUGUGGAACACGGCUGAGAUCAUUUAUGACAUACACCCAAGACUUUGAGGGUCCCCAAUAUGACUGAUAUGAUACUCAAUACCAUAAAUCACCUGAUUAUGCUACCAAUGAAGGGGCUGGUAUCUGCACAAGACAUCCCAAGACCAAGUUCUCAGCACAAAGAUGUAUCUGCCCCAGAGGGACAGAGACAGGGAGUAAGAGACAGGACAGGGAGAAGGGGACGGGGACACGGGAGAGGGAGCAGGGGCAUUUGUCCCAGGGGACAAAGGACUGCCUCUGGAUAAAGAGGAGACAGAUGUGGCACACAGGAAAAUGGCUGGUUUAUAAAGGUACAGGGAGAAACUCGAUGUUAGAAUGAGGUGUUUAAUUUUGAUUGGGCACGUUAAUUAGGUGAGCCCAAGUGGGCUUCUGAUUGCUAGACUUUAUUUAAUACUUUGAUAGUUGGACCUUGGUAGUCAGCUUCAGGAAGAAGUGACCAAAUAAGGGAACAGACCUUUGGCUAGCUUUAGGAAUGUAAUCUAAGUGUUUUCAGCAAGGCAGAGAGAGGGAAUGGGGGAAGGGCAAGGCCUGCUGGAGCCAUGCUCAGGCUGGUGAGAAUCCCUUCAACCAAUGUACAAGAAUACUGCUUACCUAAGAUCGUUAUCUGCCAAGUCAGACUGGGAAUUAUGAAACCUGUUUAUUGUGAAACAUCAUUAACAAAUGGGAGAUUUGGCUAACAAGCUUUUGAGCAUGAUUAAUGCAAUUGGCUAUAGAUACUUCUUCCCAUGGUGCAACACCACAGUGAGAAUGGGACCAGCAAAACCAAACCUCAGGUAAAACUGGUCACUUCACUUCAAUCUUUUUUUUUUUUUUUUUUUUUUUUUUAAUGUGCAUAGAUGUUUUGCCAUGGGUAUUGGGUCCCCUGGAACUGGAGUUAUAGACAGUUGUGACAUGUGGGCACUGGAAAUUGAACCCGGGUUCUCUGGAAGAGCAGUCAGUGCUCUUAACCACUGAGCCAUCUCUGCAGCCCCUUCAAUCCUUUCUAUAGAGAUAAAGGCACUGCACUGGGGGAAUUGCAAGCAUCUCUCAUCACUCCCCAUACCCUUCCAACAUUAGGAGUCUGUGGUCACUACAGUGUUUGCACGGGGCAGACAGAACACUGCAGAGUGCAGGCAGGCACUCCAAAGGGCCUCACCAUUGUACUUGUCUUUACAGGGCUUGGUGGCUUUGAGGCAUCCUAGGUGGUCAGGCGGCGGCAGCGUUAGGGAGUAGGUGUGACUCUGGGAAGACAUUCCAGAGGUCUCUGCUCCCAGAGACGGUCGUGAGCUCCUGGAGCAGAGGCAGUACUGAGUUCUUUCCUCAGAACAGAGGUGGGGGAAGAAAGCUGAAGAGAGCAGUAGGAGUUAAGCUGUCCUCUCACCCAUGGGGGUCCGAGCACACUGUACAGUGAUAAUAGAACAUGGGGUUUACUUUUAAACACUGUGUGUGCCAUAGCACACACGUGGAGGUCAGAGGACAACUUGUAGUUGGUUCUGAUCCUUCAACCAUGUUAUAGGGAUCAAACUCACUCAGGUCCUCAGGCUUAGGUACAGGUGCCUUUACCUGCUGAGCUAUCUUGACAUCCCAUCAGAUCUUAAAACUUUUCAAAGCAUCUUCAUCACCUAGAGGUCCCUGUGGGUCAGCAGCACAUGUCUGUGCAGCACUCAUGGGCUGAGGCAGGAGGACUGGAAGGGCAUCUUGGGCUUCAUAGUGAGAGUCUUGGUGGUUCUAGAGGGUAUCAAGAGUUUUAAUUAAUAAAUGAGAUUCUGUAUAAAAAUUAAAAUUCAAACCAGUAAAUUGAUUCUGUGUUGGGACUAGGCAUAUAAGACACUAACCAAUCCACGCUUGUUUUGCUUCAGGGCCUUUCUAGAUUUAUUUACUUCAUUUCCUGUGCCUGGGUAUUUUGCUUACAUAUAUGUCUAUGCUUGGGUGCCUGCUGCCCUCAGAGGUCAGAAAAUGGCAUUGAAACUGAAGUUAUGGUGAGUUGUGAGCUGCCAUGCUGGUGCUGGGCAUCAAACCUGGGUCUUCUGCAAGAACAAAUGUUUUUACUGCGAGUCAUUUCUCCAGCUCCUGUCCCACUCUCCCCUCCAGUGACAGUUUAAAACAUGAGCACAUAGGGCUUGGUAUGUGAAUCAGCAGUAAGAGUAUGACAUAUGUGAGAUCCUAGGUUCCACCCUGCAUGUGUCAAUGCUUUCCAGUCUGCAGUUUUUAUAUUGGAUUGCAAGUUCCUAGUUACAUGAGUGUUCUGGGGCACGGGCAAUGGGAAGGGCAGGUGCAGACUAUGGGUGGAACACUGGCCUGGGCAAGGUUCCAGACCAGGCCCACCGGCAGAUUCUUCCACACCACUGUCAGCUAGCAGGAACUGGGGGGGCACCAAGUUGAGCAAAGUGGUCAUGUCUCCCCCAGCGCUUGGAUCUCACAUCUCCUUACCAUCCUAGGCCUCAAGCCUCAGAGCAGGCCAGACCGAGUCACCCGUGUCCAACCUCUGACAGAGUCACCUAGGCUCUCGCCACAGAACUAGAAAUGACAAGCUAACAGGCCACAUCACAAGAGACCCCGACAGCAGUCACAGGAUACUAGCUGUCUCCGAAGACUCUAUCCGCUGGAUUCCUUUUCUAAGUAAAAUACAUCACAGGAUCCGACCAGCUGAGGGAUGCUCAUUUGCUAGGAGGGUUACCUUCCCCCCACCAUGGAGAAAGAUGGAUGAAAAUUACCGAACAUCUUCAGGAAAAGAGGCCACUGUCUGCUCUAAUCGAGAGGCUGGUAUCCCACCAAAUGGGGAAGGCCUUUCAAAGACACCCAGAGGUCAUAAAAGGUGGACAUAUUUUGUUGUUGUUAAAGACAGGAACUCACUAGGUAGACCAAGGUGCCCUCCAGCUGAGUUUGUCUCUACCUCCCAGUCCAGCCACACCAGGUGAGACUCAGAUUUUACUGCUCAGCAGCACACAAGCAGUACUGGCUGUGCCACCUUCCCCAUCCGGGUCAACCCAUUGAAGACCAAGACCACAGCGCUGCUAAGGCACGCCUCAGUGACCUGCAGCAUGUGGUGGAGCAGGGCUUAAGUCUGGUGGUCAGGAUCUCACUACAGGUUUGAGAGAGGAAGAAAUCUCCCACUUCCCCAGAGCAAGAGCUGGGCGGUGGUUGCGUACGCCUUUAAUCCCAGCACUCAGGAGGCAGAGGCAAACAGAUCUCUGUGAGUUUGAGGCCAGCCUGGUCUACAGAGUGAGUUCCAGGAUAACCAGGGCUACACAGAAGAAUCCUCACAAAAAAACAAAACAAAACAAUAAACAAAUAAAAAAUAAAAUAACAACACAGAAACUCAGAAUAAAGGCAAAGACAAAGAGAAAAGUUGAAAUUUUUUUUUUAAAAAAAGCACAAAACCCCUACAUACUAAAAUUAUACACAUCAAGUAUUGAUCCAAUCUUACAUCAAUCUAUUGACAAUUACCAGCACCAUGUUUUUUUCUCACCUAGGUUAAACACUCCUGGAGGAUCGUUAUUCAAAGUAUAUGUUCCUUUAAAAUAAAAAAUUGGUUUUUUGUUUGUUUGGUUUUUCGAGACAGGGUUUCUCUCUCUGUGUAGUUCUGGUG